Messenger RNA from Calypte anna (Anna's hummingbird), 789 nucleotides. RefSeq names its product WD repeat domain phosphoinositide-interacting protein 1-like. Lineage: Eukaryota; Metazoa; Chordata; Aves; Apodiformes; Trochilidae. Gene Ontology annotation, cellular component: phagophore assembly site membrane; cytosol; extrinsic component of membrane. The transcript has 6 exons. Gene Ontology annotation, molecular function: phosphatidylinositol-3-phosphate binding; phosphatidylinositol-3,5-bisphosphate binding; protein binding. Gene Ontology annotation, biological process: protein localization to phagophore assembly site; autophagy of mitochondrion; protein lipidation. The record is from RefSeq and is a predicted model, not a curated record. Bases 1 to 774 code for a protein of 257 amino acids.
AUGCGCCUCGCUCUCACCCGGCCCCGUCGCCUCGGAGGAGGGAGGAUGGAUCGGGGGAGAAAGCUGCUGCGGCGCUAUGGGCAGCGGGCAGGGAUGAACCGAACCGAACCGAACCGAACCGAGCAGCGCCGGGCGGGGCCGGGCCGGGUCGGAUGGGGCCGAUCCGGGCCGGGUCGGGGGGGAACAAGCCCCGCCCCUCACCGCCGCCAGCGCCACCGAGCGGGCUGCGGGAGCCGCCGCCGCCGGGGCCGGAGCGGGCCGGAACGGGCCGAACCGCCCGAACCACCGAGCCCGCUCCAUGGAGGCCGCGGCCGAGGCUCCGGGGGACCCGCAGAGCUCAGCUGCUUCUCCUACAACCAGGACUGCACCUCCCUGGCCAUUGGAACCACAACUGGAUACAGGCUUUUCUCCUUAAGUUCUGUGGAACAACUGGACCAGGUCCACGAAAGCAAUGAAAUCCCAGAUGUUUACAUCGUGGAACGCCUGUUCUCCAGCAGCCUUGUGGUUGUGGUCAGUCAUGCCAAGCCCCAGCAAAUGAAUGUCUACCACUUCAAGAAAGGGACAGAGAUCUGCAACUACAGCUAUUCCAGUAACAUCCUGUCCAUCCGACUGAAUCGCCAGAGGUUGGUUGUUUGCCUGGAGGAGUCAAUUUACAUCCAUAACAUUAAGGACAUGAAGCUUUUGAAGACUAUUGUGGAUACACCUCCAAAUACAACAGGUGAGCCCAGAAAAAAUGCGUGGAAGGGAGAGAUCAGCUCAGCAGGAGCUUUGUAGAGCCACAACACUCAG